Messenger RNA from Wasmannia auropunctata (little fire ant), 1868 nucleotides. It is a transcript of the gene Dnaaf3, whose product is annotated as dynein assembly factor 3, axonemal. Bases 329 to 1648 code for a protein of 439 amino acids. Gene Ontology annotation, biological process: motile cilium assembly; axonemal dynein complex assembly. The transcript is spliced from 6 exons. NCBI's taxonomy places the organism in Eukaryota, Metazoa, Arthropoda, Insecta, Hymenoptera, Formicidae. The record is from RefSeq and is a predicted model, not a curated record.
UUUAAUAUAAUACUUCUUACUCCUCUUAGCCAAAUGUCUCUUUCUAUUUAUUUAAUUUCUGCCUCCAAUUGAUUUGUAUGCAUAAAAUCUGUUUAGACAGAACGCUACUUCCCUUUGUUUAUUACAACUAAAUUACGAUUUAAAUUAUUUGAAAGAUUCAAAUAAUUCUUUUCGUUUGUACUAUUUAUAGGUUGUCAUGGAGAUAACAGAUGUUGAAUCCUGCUUGGUAACAGUGAUCAAAGUCCUGAUAAUUGUAUGUAUGUAACUACAUACAUGGCGAUUUUAUGAAAACGUAUAUUUUGUUAAGUUUAAACCGCGAAGUAACACAAUGUGGUGGGGAUACAGUCAACCGCUAGAUUUACAAGCCGAAGUGACGCAAAGCGAGGACCGUGUUUUAGGCAGUCUUGAAGUGUUGAUUGUAGGUUCCGGGGAUGCGCGGCACAUCGUGAAGACGCUAGCUUCAUCUUACACACAUCCUGAUCAGGCUAUCACGUAUCACGUUAUCGAACCGACUUUGGAGCAAGUCGCUAGAUCGAUACUUUUAUUAAGCCUCUGCUUAGAAAGAGAUUUAGGACUGCAGGAGGCGACGCGAUAUUAUUUGGAGAUUUUAGGGAACACCCUUUUGCGACCGGCUACGGCUAAAUAUUUGGCAAAAUGCGCCAAACAGCUGAUCGAUAUUCCGACUCGGACCGUUGACUGUCCGUGGUUAUCGUUAGAAAAGUUUAAGCACAAGGAUAGAGAUAAUUUGGAAUCGAUUUUUAAAUUCUGGACGCGUGCGACGCGCGAAGGCGUUCCCAUUGUCAAUUAUUGGGAUCGCAGAAUCAGAAAGUUGUUGAAAACAAGAUACGACUACAGGGAAGGCGUUUUUGACUGGGAUUAUUAUAUGGUUUUAAAGCCCAGAUGUGCCACUAAUCUGACUAUACAAGAAUACAGAUUUUGGAGAAAUAAUGGAGUAGCUUUUACAUGGCUCGAGGGUGAACCAGUCAGAAGCAAUCCGACUCUGUUGAAUAAUAUAAUUCAAUACGGACCCGGCUUUGUACAUUACGCAUACUUGGGGGACAUCGUGAACGGUCCCUUUUUUACUUGGGCUGCUGUUGAAAAAAACAAAGACAAGCUUAGAGCGACCGACGUUGCCGAACGUGAGAUAAUGCGUGCGAUUCAUGAAAUAAGAACGAGGGAGCCGCUGUGUGAGGAUCAUGUCGGCGCACACAGGGAUGCCGCGAUCCUGAACGGCAUUAUCGUGAGCCAAAUGCCGGACAUUGACAUGGAAAACGAAUCGUGGACGAGUGCCGGGGACGAAUCUAAACGGGAUAAAAAGAUUUCUUGGGUGGAAGUACCAAAUCACAAGAUAAUCUUUCAUCCUGCAACGUCGCUGGAGGCUCUCAAGUCCAAGUGCGAGUACGCAAAUAGAUUCCAUCUGAUUUGGGUGGCGCAUAAUAUGACAAAACAACUGGCUAACUUGGCGCCGUUGGCAUCUGCUGGUGCACCGGUGAUCGUGGAAUUGCGCAGACAUAUGGCAGAUCUUCGCAAAGAGGAUUUGCAGAACUUUACCAGAGAGCUGAAAGAGAUCGCGCAGGAGAACGGGCUCCGUUCGCUCCACGACUUUGAUUCCAACGAACACACUUUUGCUCGUUUCUGCAGGGAUUAAGUCUCUAAGUAGUUGAAUAUAUCUCAAUAAUUUCAUAUUAAUUGUAAAUAUUAUAUCUCGCACGUACAAUUAGGCUAAAAUAAAAUAAAAAAAUUUAAUUGAUAAUCCGAAGUACAAAUAUUACACAGAAAAUAAAAAUGCCAGCAAGGCAUUUAAAGUCAGGUUGAAAAAGAUUAAUGGUUUCAAUCUCUAAUAAAAGCAAUUUCUUUAAACGAGAAAA